UAUGCAUUUGCCGCUGGGUGCAGAAAUCAUUCGCUUCAAAACCAGCAACCUGUAAUAGUCUGUUGUUACACUACUGAAAAAUCAAAAUGAAAGCUUUUGCUGUUAUUUUAUGUUCGGUCUUUGCAGUAGCCCUGGCUCAGCUCCCCGAUAGCGAAAGGAUACACCUUAAACAAGUCCAUGAUUCCUGCCAAGCCGACCCUAAAACAUACGCCGACGAGAGCCGUCUGAAACAGCUCAACAAGUACAUCGAUGACAACGUAGUAGGCACCCACAUGCUGUGCAUGUCCAGAAAGGCCGGUCUCCAGAAGGCCAACGGUGACUUGGACGUCGGAGUUAUCAGACAGAAGAUUGACCUUGUUACAGCUGACAAGUCCAAGGUUGAUGGUUUGGUCAAGAAGUGUGCUGUUGUCAAUGGCAACCCCAAGAGGACUGCCAAUCUUCUCUGGCUCUGCUUUGUUCAGAAUAACAUAGAUUAUUUGCAUAGAUUGUAGGUGACUUGAUUUUUGUGAUAAAAAUAAAAGACUUCUGGAAUAAA
This is a messenger RNA of Anoplophora glabripennis (Asian longhorned beetle), 535 nucleotides long. RefSeq lists its product as uncharacterized. Bases 87 to 491 code for a protein of 134 amino acids. The record is from RefSeq and is a predicted model, not a curated record. NCBI's taxonomy places the organism in Eukaryota, Metazoa, Arthropoda, Insecta, Coleoptera, Cerambycidae. The transcript has 2 exons. Gene Ontology annotation, molecular function: odorant binding.